AUGGCCCCUGAUGUAGCAGACAUGACAGCAGAGGAAAACCAUGGGUGUCCGGCCCUGCGGGAGGUCGAGUGAAUGCCUGAACAUGGGCUGGAGGUGGAACGCAACAGCUGCAACCAAGAAGCAACAGACUAUCACCCAAACAUGCCCACUGAAGACUGUGCUGCAGUCACUGACAGUCUGUACAAUGAGGACCCACUGUGCAGGAUCUGCCAUGACGGCAGGGCUUCAGGGGAGCUGCUGUCACCCUGCCAGUGCUCUGGUAGCCUGGCCAUGGUGCACCGCGCCUGCCUCGAGCACUGGCUCACUGCCUCCAACAGCAGCCACUGUGAACUCUGCCACCACCAGUUUGCACUGGAGCGCCUGCCAAAACCUCUUAGUGAGUGGUUGUGUUCUCCAUCUGUGCAGCAGCAAAGGAGGACGCUGUGUGGUGACGCAGUGUGUUUCCUGUUCAUCACACCACUGGCCGGCCUCUCAGGAUGGCUGUGUGUUCAAGGAGCCAUGGACCUCUACUACACCAACGGCAUGGAGGCCCUGGGGCUCCUGGUCCUCACGUUGGCCCUCUUUACCAUUUACGUUUUCUGGACGGUGGUAUCUGUGCGUUACCACGUCCAUCUGUUCAAGACGUGGAAGAAAACAGACCAGCGGGUGCGACUGCAAAUCCCUUUGCCUUCCAACACCACACGUAACCAACAGACCCUGUCCAUCAACCCCCUCAGCAAAGCCACCAACAAAGAGACUAUGGUGUAG
Messenger RNA from Chelmon rostratus (copperband butterflyfish), 747 nucleotides. RefSeq lists its product as uncharacterized. Lineage: Eukaryota; Metazoa; Chordata; Actinopteri; Chaetodontiformes; Chaetodontidae. Gene Ontology annotation, molecular function: ubiquitin-protein transferase activity; zinc ion binding. The record is from RefSeq and is a predicted model, not a curated record. Gene Ontology annotation, biological process: protein ubiquitination.